This is a messenger RNA of Musa acuminata subsp. malaccensis (wild Malaysian banana), 4962 nucleotides long. Lineage: Eukaryota; Viridiplantae; Streptophyta; Magnoliopsida; Zingiberales; Musaceae. The record is from RefSeq and is a predicted model, not a curated record.
CUUUCCUUGUUUGUGUAGUAAAUUACCACAGGAUUAGUUGAUUUCUAUAUCGUUGGAGUUUCUGAAAGUUUGAUUCAGGAUAAAAUAGCAUGGACAAAUAUAGUGCAGAAGGCUUCCGAAUCCGGAGAGGAUCAAUGUAUGUAGCUUUACCCAGUUUGUUUUUGCAACACAGAAUUCUGAUCAUCCAUGUCGUUCGAGCAAAUAAAGUUUUUGGUUUCUGCUGGGAAAUGUUGGUGCACCCUGGUGCAUCAGAUGGGAGGGGUUUCUCGUAGAACACUGUUGCAACAGCCACUCAGCUUUGUGCGUUGCAAGCCGUUCUUACAACCUCCAAAAUUCAUACUCGUCAAUUCUUUGGGUUUCUUACUGAAUUGCUUGUCGUCACCAAUUUGGCCCAUCGACAGGAGAGUGAAGAAAAGCAUGCAUUGAUGUUGCUGCAGAUUGUGGAAGAAUAGGUAUGCAGUUUUCUGUAACUGGUUUCGACAAACGAUGGCAGCCAAGGUGAGCCAAUUCUGUGGUUCCAAAAGAAUUAACUAUGUCAGCUAGGAUCAAGGUUUAUUGGAUUCUGUGUUUUAUCUAUGUAUUUGAUCGAGAAGUUGUUUGGUCUUCUAGACUUGAUGGUUGCAGGUUAGCUUUAUGCUCGUCUUCUCAAUCACUCAAUCCUCGAAGUAGGACAAAGGGGCAUCUGCAUUUGGCAGGUUGCAGCACACCAGCAUCAUUAGCCGAAUCUUGCGGAGGUGUUUCCUCCAGGAAGCAACCCAGACGAGGCAUAAAAGCAUUCAUGGAGAUGCAUCUUCAAGCUGUGAUGGUGUAUUAGAUGCUGCUGCUUCAGUUUUAGAUCAUUCUAUGUUCCACUAAAGAGAACUUAAAUCCAUCAUCUGCUGGCCAGACAUAGUCUUAGGAGAUGCAAAUACAAGAAGAGAUUAAAGUUGACCAUAAAGAUAGGUGUUCUGGUGUGCCAAUAAAAAAAAGGCUAUUUCAUUUGUCACAAUGUUCAUUUUCUCCAUCCCAAGAAACAUGUUCAAUAUCACAUAAUUAUCAGCGGCAACCUAAUCAGUUCUCAGUUGAAGCAGAAUCUUCUGUGUCAGUAAAAGAUGCUGGUCUGCCACUGGACACCGGUACAAGUCCUAAGGACGUCGUAAAUUCUUCCUCUGCAUCAUCUGGUCAGAGGUAUGGCAGUGAUGUCCAUGCUAAUCAUGAUGACAUGGAACUCAAGAAAGCCACAAGAGCCUUCAAGGGAUCAAAUAUGGAGGAAGAUCGUAAUGCUGAUAACAGGCCAUCACUAGGCUUAGAUACGGAUAAAGGAAAGCAGUUAUCACAGCCUGGUACAUGGGAAAUGAUUAUAGUUGACAGGACCAUGGAAGAGAAAAUUGCUACAUGUGAUGUAUCUGCAUUUAGAGGAGUUGAAACAACAUCCAUUGUGCAUUUAUCGUCAUCUAAGGAUAAUAAAUAUCAUGGUUACAACUCGUCGAAGCAAGAGAUAGUUAAAACCUGUUCUUUGGAUCUGCGUCAGACCAUGCACGAUGAAGUGGAUUCAGAGUAUGGAUCUGCUGAUCGCUGUGUGAGCAGAGAAAAUUGGGAUUUGAAUGUUCCAAUGGAGGUGUGGGAAGCCAAUUUAAGUGAUUCAGUUGUAAAACAUGCCAUGGAUCAUAGGUUAAAUCAGAGCGCUAUGCACCCGCAAAAUAUUGACAGAUGCCUCGUUCAACCUACGCUAGGCGCCAUUGCGAGUGCGUCAACAUCAGGAACAUCUAUGGUCGAAAGAAGUCAAUACAAGCCAAGAUUGAGAAAUUGGAGAACACCUGCUGAUGACAAGAGGGGCUAUGAAGGUGGCUUAGACUUGCAGCUUCGACCACCUAGCAGACCAGAGUUACGCAUUAACUGGGGAAAGAUAGUCCCUUCUGAUCUUAGUCUUUCGUUGACUGGGAAUCUUUCAGAGGUAUCUCGUAGAGUUGUGAAGCCUGAACAUUGUGAGAACAGUAAUCAGAAAGUAACUGAAGUGUCUCAACAUAGUAGUCUAAAGUCAGUGGGAAUUAGGCACGUAAACUCUGAACCAUGUGAUGAAAAUGUUCAUGGUGAAGCUUCCAGUGUAGCUGUUCUCUUUGAUCAGGAAUCAUCACUAGGAAGAGUGUUGAAAUCAGAGCCACCUGAAGAACCUAAGGAAAAGCCACCAAGUUUGGAGCCGGAUGACAAUCAUCAAUUAACUUGUUGUACAGACGUUUCCCCGAGUCAGGUUAAACCUGCUCUUAAUUCUAAUGCUGUGGUUGAUGCAAAUAUACUUAAUGAUAAUAACCCAGUUAUGCCUGGUAAUGCAAAAAUAGAAUCAGGUGAGAGCACUUCUCGGGCUUUAGAUCCUGCUGAGUUGUCAAGUUCCGAUGUACCUUAUAAGGCUGACGAUGUGCUUACCAACAUUUGCGCUAACCAAGGUGCAGAAGGAAACACUAGUAAAUCAGUGGAUAUUAUUGCAGACCCCAUCAUUUCUGAUGCAAAAGAAUCUAAUGCAAACAUGACUGAAAGUCGUGAAAUUGCUGAUGUGGCUUCUUCUCUGCAUCAUGAGUCUGCAAGUUAUCUUAAAGAACCCAUGACUCAUGAUGAUUUGUCUGAAGGUAGUGCUGAAAUGGACUGCUCGGACAAUGAAGAUUAUACUUCAUCAAAACUAGAUGCUGGAGAUGAUCUUCACAUGGCUACUGACAUAAACAAUGUACCAAGUGCCACAAACCAGGAAGGCUUGGGCUUACCAGCUGAGAUUCAGACAGAACAAUUCAACAGCAAUGAACAGCAGUUCGAUGCUACUUAUAAUUUAAGGUUUACAACCGAUAUAACUAUUCCUGUAGAUGGUGAUAUUGAGGUCAAAGGUGGUGAACUUGGAGAUCCUGUGCCACAAUGUGCAAGUGAGGUUUCCUGUGACCACGAGAAGAAAAGAGUACGGGGAAAUGUGCUAGAAUGGUCAAAUGAGCUUCCAUGCGAGUAUGAAAAGAAGGUACAUGAAAAUGUGACUACUGAUUUCACUGGUUCAGAUGGUCAUGCUGUCAUGAUGGAAAUACAUUCAGAUACAAAGGGCAAACAAAUAGUGUCUGAAGAGGCAAUGAGCCUUCAUAGAGAUGAAAGUUUUGAUGUCAGUAUGUGCCGUGAUAAAAAGGAGAUGAGCUCUGACCUGACAACAGUUUUGCAUGAGCCACCAGAUAAUGGAGUGGUACGAGUUUCUUCCAGUAAGAGGCUUGCUAAACCUUGUCCGGAAGCAAUAAAGAAUCACCUUGGAAAGGAGAAGAGCUCAGAGAUGAAGUCAAAUUCUAUCAGACCACCUAAUGCAAUUGCAAAAACUACCGAGGACAAUGUAGACAGACAGCAGAUGAGAACUAGAUAUGCCAUUGCGUCUAUUAAGCAUCCGGAGCUGCCAGAGAGAGAUUCAGAUGUCAGUGGCGUUGGGAAUAAGCAUGUUGAUGAUGCAGGUAAGCAUAGCCACGAGAAGAAUGUUGACAGUAGGUGUAAGCAUAGACAGAUUACGAAGGUAAGUUCACCUACUAUUAGGUCAUUUGGCCAGAGGAAACCUAUUUCUUCUAGGUCAAAUUCAUCAGGAACUGAGGAUGGGUUGAUCGAUAAGCAGAGGCGAGACAGAAUGUUCUCUCAGAGGAGAAGGUGUUCAGAAUUUGAAAGCAAGAAGAAUCAAGAUCAGUCAACUGAUAAAUGUGAUUCUGAUUACAUGAACACUGCAAGGCACAGCAACCGGCAUUUGGAUCGGAAUUCCAACACCCGGUUUGCAUCAGAACAUAAUAAUUCAAGAAAGCACCAAUUUUCAAGGCUUAGUUCAAGGUCGGAAGUUCCACUAGAAGUUGCUACAAAUGGUUCUGUUGGAAGUGCCAACACUUUAUCGAGGAGGCCAAUGGGUGAUCAGCCAUACCGUUCAUCUUGUUUUCCACUCUGGAGGCGACUGCCGAGGCAUCAAGAGGAACCACCGUUGGUGGAUACCCGAAAUGCUAGGUGCUUAGUAAGGGACGUUAGCCCUAACAAGGAGGAGAUCAUGAGGACACUACAUCAUGAAAUGGUGGAUAGUAUCUUAUAUUCGCACCCUACUAUGCAAUAUGGACCAACCGAGAAUGAUGUCUUGCCGAGGGGAAGCAAUAUUUCACCUACUCGGUGGAGACCUCCUCCUUCACAUUUCUAUGGAAUGGGCUCACCUCGUCGGUUGCUUUCCCCUGGAAGAUCGCCUGAAAUGGUUAUGAAUAAACAACAUCCAGCAUUAGUAAGGCAUGGAGCACCACCAUCAGUUGACAUGCCCAAUUCGCCUCAUGGACAUCUUUAUUUCCCAGAAGGUAUGAUGGUUGAAAGGAAUGCUUUGCCUGCCGACAUGGAUGAAAUGCUUCCUGUUAACGAUCUUGAUCUACCUAGGCCCGGUGGGUUUCUGCAGAGGAACACAAGGAGGUAUGACUUUAGCCCACAUGAAACAGCUGCGGACUAUCUUGGACCUGUUCACUUCUUUGCUGAUCACUUCAUUGACGCAAGAAAUCAUCAUGAUGGGCGUGAUAACCAUGAGCAUACUACUCUUCCUUAUCAUGUCGAUGCUCGCCAUAUUCGCAGCUCGAGGGACUUCGACAGUCAGGCAAGGGACCGACAUGGAAACGCUCGUGACAGAUUAAGAAGCAUCGUAGAGCAGGGUGAAGGUCACAGAUGCCGUGGAGAGCAAGGAUGGCGUGAUGGCGGACUCCACAGUGAGAGGUUGAAAAAGAGAAAACCCUGAGCAAGAGCAUUAUAUAUACACAUGGUGACUGCAUUAUAUACAAGCGUUGAAGGUUCAUCUUCAACCUUAGCCUGUGGAAUGGAGAAACGAGAGACGGGGAUCCAUGUCUGGCUGUAUUGGGGGCGAACCACCACCUGUUCUGGUUGGAAACUACAUGUUUUGCGGACUGGGAGUGAUAUCAGUUCGAUUUGGUUACAGUGUUGAAGAAGCCUUAUCGUUGACUUUGUGGUUAA